GCCGGUAUCAAUCAGUUAAAAUUAUUGACGCUAGAGCUCAAUUCUCUAUUUUUGGAAUAUUCUUCUUUCAGGUUUAUUACAAUUUUUUGUGUGAUAUUUGCAAAACAUCUGUCGAAUCUUGGUUUUAUCAAACUGAAAUUUAUCAAUUUUCAUGAGGUUUAUGAGAUGAUAUAAUAACAUUUUUAUUAAUAAAAAAAUAUGGCAAGCGAAUUAGCUGGGAAUAUCCUCUCCUAUCUUGAAAAAUAUAGUGAUGUGAAUUCACUAGAUUUAGUUAAUAUCUUCAAUGAAGAUCAUCAGAAAAUAAUUGGAGCUAUUAAAAGUCUUCAGACUCUUGAUAACGUGAUUGAAGUUGAGCAAAUAAGUCACAAAAAGUGGGAACCAACAACGGAAGGUCAACAUGUUAUUGAAAAUGGGAGUCAUGAAGCUGCGGUAUUUUAUGCUGUUCCAGAACAAGGAAUUUUACAAUCAGAAAUUAUGAAUUCUGUUCCAUAUGCUAAAGUUGGUUUUUCUAAAGCAUUAGUCGCUGGAUGGAUUAAACUCGAUAAAAGUACUGGCAAACCUAUGGUAACUAAGAAUGUAUCAUCAAUAGAAGAUAGUACUCAACAAAAUUUAAAAAAUAUUGGCAAUCUUAGUGAUAGUAUUAAAGUUGAGUAUAAAAAGAGAAAGUUGCUUCAGGAAAUAAUUAUAAAAAGUAUGGUAGUAAAAAAAGGAUCAAAUUUUUCAACCAACAUUGAAAAAUUAGAGGCUGACUUAACAUCUGAUCUUCUGGUAAAUGAUGCAUGGAAAGAGAAAAAAUUCAAACCUUAUAAUUUCGAUGCAAUGGGAUCGGCAUUGGAUAUUGGACAUCUACAUCCUUUGCUCAAAGUUCGGACUGAGUUUAGAAAGAUUUUCCUUGAAAUGGGAUUCACUGAGAUGUCCACAAAUAAUUUCGUUGAAAGCUCAUUUUGGAAUUUUGAUGCUUUAUUCCAGCCUCAGCAACAUCCAGCUCGAGAUGCUCAUGACACCUUCUUUAUUUCUGAGCCAAAGUAUUCAACAAAAUUUCCAAAAGAUUAUUUAGAAAAAGUCAAACAAGUUCACAGCAAAGGAGGAUAUGGAUCCAAAGGUUAUCUUUACGAUUGGAAGAUAGAGGAAGCGCAAAAGAAUCUUUUGCGGACACAUACAACAGCUGUGAGCGCUCGUAUGUUGUAUAAACUGAUGCAAGAGGGCAAAUUUAGGCCAGUAAAGUACUUUAGCAUUGAUCGAGUCUUUCGAAAUGAAACUCUAGAUGCUACUCACCUUGCGGAAUUCCAUCAAGUUGAAGGUUUUAUAGCGGAUUAUAAUCUUACGUUAGGAGAUUUGAUAGGCACCCUAUAUGAGUUCUUCAAAAAGCUUGGAAUUGAAAAAUUGAAAUUCAAACCAGCAUAUAAUCCCUAUACAGAACCAAGUAUGGAAGUAUUUUGUUUUCACGAAGGUCUAGGAAAGUGGAUUGAGAUAGGUAAUAGUGGAGUAUUUAGACCGGAAAUGUUAUUACCGAUGGGAUUACCGGAGAAUGUAAAUGUUAUAGCUUGGGGAUUAUCUUUAGAAAGGCCAACAAUGAUUAAAUACAAACUAGAUAAUAUUAGAGAUUUAGUAGGACCAAGAGUGGAUUUGCAAAUGGUUUACAACAAUCCCAUUUGUCGCUUAGAAAAAAUACAUAAAAAAUCUUCUUUCAAAGAUAACUUGGGAGCUGAUUGCUUGAAUGCAUCAAAGCCAACGGCAAAUCAAAAAAAACUUGAGCCACAAAGCUUUGUUAUUUUUUGUGAUCCUAAACAUCCAAUAAUAUGGCUUGAAUCACUUCUUUUAUUAGCCGAAAAUUGUUUUACAAUAUCAGUAUCAGUUCAUGUGCACUCAACAGUUUUAAAUAUUACAGAAGAUCUAAAAAAUUUCUGUGGCAAAUUUCGCACUCCAAAAAAGACUGAUGUAUCAAUAGUUUUUAUUUGGAAAACUUUAGGUGUUGAUUCAGUAAUGAAAUUUGAAGCAUCACGGGAAAUCUGUGGCGUAAUUAAUAUUGCACGCUAUUUGAAUCGUUUAAUUGAGUCAAUUAAUCCUUCAUUGUUGAAAUAUGAAACUAAUGGAGCAAAAUAUGCUUGUAAAAUCGAUGUAGCGUUAGAAAAGAUUCAUACUUCUCUUCACAAAGAAAAUAAAUAUCAAAUAAAUGAUUUACGAAGUAAAUCAAAAACACGCUACGUCUUUGAAGAACUUUCCAUUAUAGACAUAAUGCUUGAAGCUCAACGAUAAUAAUCUAAUAAAAUAAUAAUAAGUCAAUCAUUUUGAUAAGACAGUACUCUAUUUUUUUUAGUGUUCGCAAUCUUGAAGAUUAUUUCAAAAAUAUUGCGAUUAAUGAAAUAUUAAUUCUUACAAUAAAAUUUUCCAUUUGUAUUUAAUCUAAUAAUGCAUAACAAAUGUAAAAAUAUUUUUAAACAACAAUGUGAUCAAGUAGUUGAACGGAUUGUUCAAAUAAAGAUAUUUUUAAUCUUCA
Chelonus insularis is the source of this 2497-nucleotide messenger RNA. RefSeq names its product phenylalanine--tRNA ligase alpha subunit (gene alpha-PheRS). Gene Ontology annotation, biological process: phenylalanyl-tRNA aminoacylation. The coding region runs from base 199 to 2256 and encodes 685 amino acids. Gene Ontology annotation, molecular function: phenylalanine-tRNA ligase activity; ATP binding; tRNA binding. Lineage: Eukaryota; Metazoa; Arthropoda; Insecta; Hymenoptera; Braconidae. The transcript is spliced from 8 exons. The record is from RefSeq and is a predicted model, not a curated record. Gene Ontology annotation, cellular component: cytoplasm; phenylalanine-tRNA ligase complex; cytosol.